Messenger RNA from Micropterus dolomieu (smallmouth bass), 1193 nucleotides. RefSeq names its product twist family bHLH transcription factor 1b (gene twist1b). The coding region runs from base 103 to 609 and encodes 168 amino acids. Gene Ontology annotation, molecular function: DNA-binding transcription factor activity, RNA polymerase II-specific; protein dimerization activity; RNA polymerase II transcription regulatory region sequence-specific DNA binding. The transcript has 2 exons. Lineage: Eukaryota; Metazoa; Chordata; Actinopteri; Centrarchiformes; Centrarchidae. The record is from RefSeq and is a predicted model, not a curated record. Gene Ontology annotation, biological process: developmental process; regulation of transcription by RNA polymerase II.
UCAAAGCCAGACAGACCUACAGGUGGACUAAUUCUGUGACUUCAUGAGAGGGGAAUAAUUUUGGGGGGGGACACUUUCAGGCUGCCAUCUACCCAAGUGGAGAUGUCUGAGGAAAAUCUGGGGGAAGAGUCGGGCAGCUCCCCUGUCUCUCCUGUGGACAGCCUGAGCAACAGCGAGGGGGAGUUGGACAGACAGCCGAAGAGAUGUGGGAGGAAGAGGAGAACGAGCAGGAAAAACGGGGAGGACUCAGAUAGCCCGACCCCUGGGAAAAGAGGGAAGAAGUCCAGCAGCAGCAGCCCCCAGUCUUUCGAGGAGCUCCAGUCGCAGCGGGUCAUGGCCAACGUCCGGGAGCGACAGAGGACGCAGUCUCUCAACGAGGCUUUCGCCGCUUUGCGGAAAAUUAUCCCCACUUUGCCCUCGGACAAACUCAGCAAAAUACAGACCCUAAAACUCGCAGCCAGAUACAUCGACUUCCUCUACCAGGUGCUGCAGAGCGACGAGCUGGACUCCAAAAUGGCAAGUUGUAGUUAUGUGGCUCAUGAGAGACUGAGCUACGCCUUCUCUGUAUGGAGGAUGGAGGGCGCUUGGUCCAUGUCAACAUCUCACUAGCACCUGGAGAAAUUAUGCCCUAAAUGGUGACUGCUGAUUCUACGAAUGACAUUCUGACGGGACAAGUCUGGAGUCCAAUGCUGGAUACAUGGGAUCACUCUAUUUAAACCAAAGACGACAGAAACUCUGGGGAACAUUCUGCAGAGCCCAGGGACUUGCAGCCGUGUUUUGUUUGUUUUUUUGUUAGCUCCAAUCACCCCAAUUCUGGUGUGUUUUCAUGUUGUUGACGACGAAUGUUGAAAAAAUCAUGUGUUUUUGUUUUUUUAAGAAAACAAAUGUUUUAAAAUGCAUGCCUUUGGACUUAUUUCUGUGGAGGUCAAAGUGCAUUAUUGAAGCAGUUGUCUCAGUUUUUGGUGUGAGACUGUCAACUGGUGGUGUAGCUCACAUUAUAGGCAGACUGUGUGGAUCUAACCUGUGCAACAAAAAAAUAUUUUCAGAAUACUUUUAUUUAUUUAUUGGUGAAACGUGUUACAAGGAGGAAAAGAUCAUGUGUCUGAAAUACAAAUACAUUCCUAUUUUUUAUUAUCGUUUUUUGUAAAUGUUUGUAAAUGUUUUUGCAUUAAAGAAAAUGACGAUGAAAGUAA